Brassica oleracea var. oleracea is the source of this 2163-nucleotide messenger RNA. RefSeq lists its product as uncharacterized. The record is from RefSeq and is a predicted model, not a curated record. The coding region runs from base 111 to 1727 and encodes 538 amino acids. Lineage: Eukaryota; Viridiplantae; Streptophyta; Magnoliopsida; Brassicales; Brassicaceae. The transcript is spliced from 8 exons.
GUUAAAGCUCUACUGUCAUGGAAUCUCUCUCUUUCUCUUCCGUUGAAUCGCCAUGGAAGCGUGAAAUCAACCUCUCCAAAUCAACAGUUUUAGCUGAAUAGCAUCGUGAUAUGAGAAGAGGGAAUCACCGACCGAAAGCAGCAGCGGGAAGUCUAAAGAAGAAGACCGACGGGUUCACGAAUCCCGAUCCUUCGACCUCUCGAGAUUUGAAACGCAGGAGAAGUGUGAGUUUCGUGGAUGCUGAUCAUCAUCGGAGCCAUUCCCCUGAAGCCCAAACCGGACCAUCGGUUGAUGCCAAGACCUCGGAGUUUGCCUUCUUUAACAAGUUGAAGUCUACUUUUGGUCUCUCCUCCUCUGAAGCUUCAAACAAACUGAAACAAAAUCCGAAAGAUUUUGAAUCCAGAGGUCAAAUCCACAAUGAUGCAGGAACCGACCUCCGAGCUAAAGAUAUAACAGGCAAUACUACUACUUGUAGCUUCACCACUCCCAUUUAUAAUGCAAGACGCGGCUCACCUCUCAACUUGACUCGAAAGGAUAAAGAGAAAGAUCCUGGGAAAGGUUCUUCAGGGUUCAAUAGAGAUAAGGACACAGUUCGAGGUGGUAAUAACAACCUGAGUUGUGGAGGAAGCAGUGAUGAGAAGGAAGACGACUUUUUCUCUGUGAAGAGGAAGAGACUGAAUCAGUGGGUCAAACAUACUUGGUUUCCUGAUAUCACCCCCCAGCUGCUUACCUCAAACGGGGGCAAUUUAGUUUCUCUUCUCCUAACUCGGCUGUUCCCUGGAACCGAUGAGAAACAUCCUUCUAGGUUUUCCAAGGAGAGGACAGAGAGAAGAACGUUUCUUGAUUCUCCUGGAUCCAAGUUUCUCAAGAGGUCCCAUGAAAGCUAUUCAGAAGUUGACCAUGGUCUGCAAAUUGAGAAGAAAAGGGCCAUAUCUUGGCCGGAAAAUAGCAUUGCAACGAAUCAUGUCCACUACAGUUGCAUCCCAAGAGAUCCCCAAGACUUUAACUUUCCCUUCUCAUAUCCUAAGGAACCGGUUUAUAGACCUCCACUGUUGACACAGAAGACAUUCAUCUCGUUUCCUGUUGAAGAAACUCUGGACUCCAGCCUCCAUUUCAGAAACUACAACUCUCCUUCACUGGGUUAUCAUGGAGAAGACAUUGGAUACAGCUCAGAGGCCUUACUACCACAUGAUUAUAGGGAGCCUUCAUCUGCAUUACUUCUCGAGUGGAACACUGAGAACGCAAGCACCAGAAAGACUGAUGAUUUGCAACCAAGUAAUCACACAGAACUCAUCACGUGUCCAAAUGCAUCAUCAUCUUUGGCUGAUAAUCCAUGGAGGUCUGACUAUUCUUCAUCCCAUGAUGUUGUUACGAGGGAGCUGUACCCUUUACCUCUGCUCUCUCACUACACUUCAGGCAGUUUCCUCUUACCAGCAACAAACCAAACCCGCCAUUUUGAGCAUGAAUUGGAGAGGCAUAUGAUUGAUGAUGAAGAUGUAGUUGCAGCAAACCAGAAUCUCCAGACAUUUCAUCAAGCGACAAGCUUGUCAGAUUGUUUAACCAGAGGCCACACAUACUAUCAUAGUCCUUCCAACUCUCCAUUGGAUCAUUCCCCUUUUAAAUCCCCUGGACGUGAAAUGGUAUCCUUUCCGUUUUCCAGCAUCAGCAAUUCAGAUUUGUUGGAAGAGUCAAGUCCAACAACACAAAGCGAUCGGUGGUGGAUAUGAGCUUUACUGAAGAACUACUUGAAACGAGUUUGGUUGCCACCAGGUCAGUAACUCUUCUUACUCGCACCGUUCUCAUAAUUUGGUGUCAUUUGUUGUUUCUUGCAUUCUUUUUAGAUAAGACAUUUAAGUUCAGAAGACAUAAGAAUCAUCGAUUUUAGUUCUUGUCCUAACCGCAUUAUUGAUGAAUUUACUUGAAGGAGAUGUCGUAAAAUUCCAUCCGACAUAGACUGAUACAUGGUUGAGAUGGAUGUUAAAAGAUCUUUCUCAUUGUAAGUAAAAGAUUUUUAGAUAAUCGCUUCUUUCUUAAUUCCCAUCAAUCAUCAUUACUGUCCCCAAUAAAAUUUUGUAAUCAUGAGUGUUUUGUGUGUAUAGAGUCAGCUAAAAACUGUAAUGUUCAAAAUGUUAUAAGACAUUUAUACAUCUUUACUGUUUAUUA